GGGGAUAUAACUGUGCCUCAGUCCUCCUCAGUCGUGCAAUAACGCUUAUAAGACAUAAGGAGAAAGAAAAUGUCCCUGUCGUGGGAAUGCUUCCAGAAAGCGCUCCAAAGCUUUGCAGGGGUGCGCUUUUAGGCUCACUUUUUCCCGUGCCAGGGUGAACUUUAUAUCGAACAUACAUUAACACUUUGUGGCCUGCUUCUCUUCUUUUUUUUUUUUCUUUCUUUUUUUUCUCCACCUCUCUCGCCUUUUGAGGGACUCCAUUUUGAAGAGAGUGGGUGUGCAGACAUGGAGCCUACCCAGCUACUCGUCUAAUGAAAGGGAACCAUCAUGUGUUGUGUUUUUUUCCGCGUAGACUGCUGAAGCUUUUCUCCUUGAGGAAGGGGGGGAUCAUGCAGGUAUGAGUGGACCUUACAAAGGUCCUGAAAGGAAGAGCCAUCAGUCUAGCUGCCCUCUGACCCCAGCCGGCGACCCAUCCGGCCUCUCCAGACCGAGCAACCACAUGUCUGCCACCACCUCCUCUCUCAAACAUACUUCUCUCUACAGUUACAUCCAAACGGACCACUCGUCAUCCACCUCCUCUUCCUACAGUCCCCUCAGGAGGCUGCAGCACCUCACCAAGAUGGUGAGCCAGCCUGAUCUCGUCCUACCGACGAGGGAACCUGAGAGGGGCUGGGAGUGGGGGGCGAAUACGAAGGAUAAGGGGGGAAAGGAGAGGGACUCCUGGGGUGAAUACCGAGAUUUUUCUACUUCCGGGAUUACAAGAAAAGAAGAAUACACCAAUGGCUCUUUUUCAAGGCAGAACCAAAUGGACGUCCAAAAUGAAAAUAAAGACUUGCAUCCUGUUACUUCUAACGAAUCUGCUGUUUCUGAGAAAAAUGAAGAAAAUUCUCUAUCAGGCCCACCUAGCCCUGCCUUUUCUCUCGACAGCAACAGUCCCUUCGCCAACGGCUUACUCCAUUUUGAAUCCACAUUGUUCGAGGCCGACAACAAUAAUGAAGAGCAAGAAGCAGCAACACCCAUUGGAGGUUUGCUGGAUAAACAUGACAAAGCAGAGACUGCUCCGCAGCCCUUUCCUAGAAAUGUACAUUUGGACUCAAAGGACACGGACCUGCCAACACCUAAGGUGGUCACUCGCUCCCAGUCCUCGGGUCAGCGUAGGAGAUACUGGGAUGGCUCAGAAGACGAGUGGGACAGCGACUCAGAACUGUUCCUCUUUGAGGACAGUCCUGCAUGGCACAUAGUGCAGCAGAAUAACCAAAAGAAAAAGCCUCUGCCCCCAGUGAGGUUUGUUGAGGGCGAAAUUGUUUGGGCAAAGUUUAACCGAAGACCAUGGUGGCCCUGUGAAGUAGUGAUGGACCCCUCACUCGGGGUCUACCACAGAAUGAAAGAGCCCAGUGACAGGCCUUGUCGGCUUUACCAUGUCCGGACCUUUGGGGAGCCAAAGGAGCUUGUAUGGGUGGAGGAAAAAUCAACUCACACUUUCCAUGGUGGCUUUGAAUUUGACCAACUACUCCUUUUGCAUCGGAGGAACAAGCAAAGAGAGAAGAGCAGAAAAAACACUAUUCCUAAACGCCUUCAGCUUUCUUGGAAAUCCAGUGUGGUAGAGGCUGAAUCUGCUCUGCCUGGACGACCCAAGAUGACUUCCUCCUUGACUUCGUUUCUAGACCAAGCCCUAUCCCAUAGUUCCCCAACAGAAAAAGAGAAAAAGCCCCAUUCACCUGUUUCUUUACCGGUUUCCAGCGUUUCUGAACCAUCGCACUUAACAAAUGGAUCCACUACAUCUGCAGUUACAACUCAGUCCAAACCAAGCACUUUAAAGAAAGCCUCUAGCAAGAAGAAGCAAAGCAAAUCUGUAAAGGACAUUGGAAGUAAAAACUCUAAAAAGACAUUGCAUUGUAGUCUUGACGAAUCUCACAAGGAUAGCAGAGAGUGCCCAUACUCUGAUCUUGACUCAGUCCCUAAGAUUCUGUGUCCUAAAGCACUUGAACGUCAGCCAAAGCUGCUUCCAUCUCAACCAUCUGUGGCAGUAGUCAAAGAGCUAAAGAAGCAGCCUGAGAUCCAGACAGGUCUUUGGUUUAGUAAAUCAGGAAAAGAUAGGAGACCUAAAACUACCAGUCCAGUACCAGACCGCUCCCUCUUUAUAAAGGGCCCCUCUAAGAAAAAGCACUUAUCCACUAUUACUAAGAAGGCACAAGUUCCUUCUGCCCCGUUGAACAGUGCGGUUUCCAAAGACCAGGGUGUUUUGAUAGACAAAAACAAGUCAGAUAACUGUCCAGAACUUGAACAGUCCAUACCUGAGAAAUGUAGAACCAAUAAGGCCAACCAUGUUGAUAAAAGUGGUAGUUCUGUUGAACUGUCGUCAACUAUGGACAAUCAAAAGACACAGCUGUCAGUCGACAAUACUUGCUCCAAAAAUAAGCAGCCACCUGAGACCAUUACAAACCCUUCAAGCAGUUCAACAGAUAGUUCUGAUAUUAAAAGAGACUCAUAUCCCUCAAAGACAGUCAGUUUAAAUGUCCACUCAGUAUCUUUAAAGGCUGUAAAAUGUGUAAGUCAAACUGAACUUUCGGUGAUAAUAGCUACUGAACAGCUUGAUAUAACUGAAAAACUGUCUGAUCAGGAGAAAGAAGGCAAGAAGACUUUGAUGUCCUGUUUAGCAAUUGAAAAAAAUGAUGCAACACUAGAAAAACAAACAGAGCUGGUCUCUAAAUGCAGACUCCCCUUUGUGAAACUGAUACGAAAGGAGAUAGAAGAUAAGAAUUAUCUUAACCCUAAUUUGAUCAUUUCACCCACUGACAAAAGUGAAUGCACAAAGAAAGAGAAAGCUAAUGUUGAUAAGAUAUCGCUUGAUAAAUCAGACCCUGUAGUCAGCAAACUAAGUUCCACCACAGAUCAAAGUGUACCUUUAAGACCCAUCAAGGUCUCGGUCAAGAAGUUAAAAGCUAAAAGUGAGUCGGGGUUACUUCGUCUGUCUUCUGAAUCACCACCUGGAAAUAAUGCUCUAGCUUCGGUUGACUCUUCUGACAAGUUGAGUAGUCCAGAAGUGGAACAGAUACCAGUGCCAAAGGUUUGCCUAAAAAGCUUGGCUACCUUAUCAACCAAUGAAUCAGACGGUUUGGAAUCUAAAAUUACUUCUGUCUGCAAUGAAACAAAGGUAUCCUCUAACCAGUCGGACAGUAAAGAUGAAAGCAUUUCAUCUGUUAAAGAUACAGCUUCUCCAACUAGAACCUCUCAAGUGCUUGAAGAUAUUUCUCCUCCAAAAUCCAAAACAGCUGUUCACAAACUAAAGCGAGCUAAAGAAGUUAAGAAAGUCUUAAAAGACCAGCCAGCCCAUCUACCGGCCAGCAAUCGGCUAAUGAAUAGAGCACUUAAGGCCUUGCAGGAGAUAGACCAAAAUAAGCGCAAAAAAGCCCAGCAAGAUCCUGAACGAAGUAAACUGGUGAAGAAUCUUGAAAAAGUUGAGGAUCUUGCAUGGAAUCCUGAUCCCAAAAUUGUUAAAUGCACUGAUAAAAAACAUAUAAAAUCUAAUCACAUUGACAAUGGUGAGUAUGAUCAAAGCACCUUUUCUAGAUGUAGCUCCCCUUCUUUGUCCGAUUCAGAUGAUUUUGAAAGUGAUGUUAAAAGUGAAGAUGAAGACAUGUCAGUUUCUUCAACUCCCCCAAUGGACUUUAUACCCCUUACUUCAAAAGUAAAGGCAAAACAUGAGAAUAAGUCCCCUAAAACACAAUCUUCAUCUCCUCCCUCACCAUUUUCCUUCAUGAAAGCCUUUAAGGGUGUUAAGGAGGUUUCCUUUCAAUCCUUAACAAAUGGUAGUGAUGCGAAACCUGUUUCUUUCAAGUCAGACUCAAAAUACCAGUUUAGCACUUUUCUUAUGAUGUUGAAGGACUUGCAUGACACUAGAGAGCGAGAAGGUGCGCCCCUGGAGUUAGAGAUUGGGCCACCUGGUGCACAUGUGAAGGAGGAGCCCUUGGUUAUGCCAGACAAGGCUCCAUCAAAAGGACACGGGCAAAAACUUGAAUGUAGUCUUAGCAAUUCUGACUCAAUCCUUGACAAAAAUGUGGUUGUACAAAACGGAUGUGGUACAGUUGAGAAACCCAAGAGGCCAUAUACCAAAAGGGGCAGCACCCAUUGGCUGAAGAAGAAAACAAAUCGGAGAGUGCCUUUUCAUUCUUUCAAGUCUGGACCUGGUUAUCCAGGACUUGAAUCAGCAGCAUUGACUUCCUGCCCAAAAGCAAGCCUCUCGUCGAUAACCCCGGAUGCACAAAGCAGCAGCAGCCAGGAGACCCAGGUUGGUUGUAACGAAGGCCUGGGUGGAAAAGAAGAGGAUGAGAAGAGGUGGAAAAGCUUAAAGGACAGUCAACAGAUUACUCUACCUUUGGAAAUGAGGGAGAGUCCCACAAUCACCCUGGAACAGUCAACCAGCCUUCUUGGAGAUGGCAUGGGAAAUAAAAAAGGCUUGAUUGAUGAAGCUGGGGAACAGGACAAGGCAUCAGCAGAACAUAAACGAAUACGGAAACCCAGUAAGAGGCUGCUUGAAUGGAAUGAGGAUUACAACCAGAUUUUCUCCUCAAGGAAGAAACCUAAAAGGCCUCUCCAGUUGGUUGAAAAGGCCAACGAAUCUGUCGUUUUUGUGCCUGAGCUUUCGAAUUUGGAUAAGAACAUACCCGACAACUCAUCCUCCUCCUUGCUUCCCGAAAUACUUACACCACCUCCUGAAGAAUUCAUUCCAACUGAGCCUUCAGAACUUCAGAUUCAGAAAGCAGAACACCCACCGAUCCAGGAGAUCCCAGUCCUUUCAAUAGACUCCUUGACUCCUCCUCCUGAAGUUGAACCCUUGCAGUCAGAGGGCAUCGUUAAAAACAGAGUUGCUCCUGUGCUUGAAAAGAAGCGCAAGAGGAAGCCCACGCAGAAGAUUCUGGAAUACUGUCUGGAGGCCGAGGCAUCUACAGUCCCAAAGAAGAAGAUUAAAGCUCUGAAGACAAAUUCAAAUGCUGCCCCUCGAACAGAUUCUUCUCCACCAUCUUCCAAAACCAAGACCAAAUCUCCACCAGCCUCCACACCAGUCUCUGAGGUCACCACCUGCCCACCGGUACCCUCCCUUCAGCCCCAAGCGCCUCCUGUACCCCCUGAUCCGGGGUCCGACCUGCCUGAGCCUGAACAGGUAGAGACGGCUCCAGUGGAUGUUUCUCACUCUGAUAACAGCAUCCAGGAAGACACAAAGGACUCAGUGGAGUCAGAGGAAGACAAGUUUGGACAGGAGCAAAGGUUCUCCGUGAAGGACGACCUGUUGCUGUGUGACGACUCAGUUUUACCUGUAAGGAAGAUCAUAGGUGACCGAGGAGGGCCCGCCUCCAUGAAGGAGAAUGUGUGUCAGGUAUGUGAGAAGACAGGGGAGCUGCUGCUCUGUGAGGGUCAGUGCUGUGGAGCUUUUCACCUGCCAUGCAUCUCUCUAGCUGAGGCACCCAAAGGGAAGUUUGUCUGUCCAGAGUGCAAAUCAGGGAUCCACACCUGCUUUGUGUGUAAGAAGCGCAGCGAAGAUGUGCGUCGCUGCAUGAUUCCUGUGUGUGGGAAGUUUUACCACGGAGAGUGUAUUGCAAACUACGCCCCGACCGCGCCAGUGAACCGAAGUUUCCGCUGCUCCAUCCACGUCUGCCUCACCUGCUUCAUCACCAGCCCCAACAGCUCGUCCAUCUCCAAAGGUCGCCUGGUGCGAUGUGUUCGCUGCCCAGUGGCCUAUCACGCCACAGAUCUGUGCAUGGCGGCGGGAAGCGUUGUGCUUUCCAAUAACAGCAUCAUCUGCCCCAACCAUUUCACCCCCCGCCGAGGCGUCAAGAACCACGAACAUGUCAAUGUCAGCUGGUGCUUUGUGUGCACUGAAGGAGGAAGCCUUCUGUGCUGUGAGUCAUGUCCAGCCGCAUUUCACAGAGAGUGUUUGAACAUUGAGAUGCCCAAGGGCAGCUGGUACUGCAACGACUGUAAGGCCGGGAAAAGGCCUCGCUACAAGGACAUCCUGUGGGUGAAGGUCGGCCGCUACAGGUGGUGGCCUGCGGAGGUUAGCCAUCCUAAAACCAUCCCGGAUAACAUCCAGCGGAUGAGGCACGAUGUGGGGGAAUUUCCAGUCCAUUUCUUUGGCUCCAACGACUACCUGUGGACCUACCAGGCCAGGGUGUUCCCAUACAUGGAUGUUGACGCAAACAGCAAAGAAAAGAUGGGAAAGGGUGUUGAUGCAACAUACAAGAAAGCUUUGGAGGAGGCAGCUGUGCGAUUCCGUGAACUGCAGACAGAAAAGGAACUUCGGCAACUUCAAGAGGACAAGAAGAAUUACAGAAAACCGCCACCUUACAAACACAUUAAGGUGAAUCGUCCAAUUGGAAAAGUUCAGAUCUUAACUGCCGACCUAUCAGAGAUCCCACGAUGCAACUGCAAGGCGACGGAUGAGAGUCCGUGUGGGAUGGACUCGGAGUGCAUUAACCGCAUGUUGCUGUACGAGUGCCAUCCUCAGGUUUGCCCAGCCGGUGAGAGGUGCCUCAAUCAGGCCUUCACCAAGCGUCAGUACAGCCAGGUGGAGAUCUUCAGGACGCUUUCUCGUGGUUGGGGGCUCCGCUGUGUCCACGAUAUUAAAAAGGGUCAGUUUGUGACGGAAUACGUUGGGGAGGUGAUUGGCGAAGAGGAGUGCAGGUCAAGGAUCAGACACGCCCAGGAGAAUGACAUUUGUAACUUCUACAUGUUAACUCUGGACAAGGACCGAAUAAUCGAUGCCGGACCAAAGGGAAACGAGGCUCGCUUCAUGAACCAUAGCUGCCAGCCGAACUGUGAGACACAGAAGUGGACAGUUAGCGGGGACACAAGGGUGGGACUGUUUGCUCUGGUCGACAUCACUGCAGGCACAGAACUCACCUUCAACUAUAACCUGGAGUGCCUGGGGAAUGGGAAGACUGUGUGUAAAUGCGGAUCCCCAAAUUGUAGCGGCUUUCUGGGAGUCAGGCCAAAGAACAACCCUCCAUCUGAAGACAAAGGCCGAAAGCUGAGGAGGAGAGGCUAUGGCAAGAGGAAGAAGAAGGCUGUGUUGACCAAAGAGAGGGAGGAUGAGUGUUUCAGCUGUGGAGACGGAGGCCAGAUGGUUUCCUGCAAGAAGCCAGGAUGUCCCAAAGUCUACCAUGCAGACUGCUUAAACCUCACCAAGAGGCCUGCAGGUCGUUGGGAAUGUCCCUGGCAUCAGUGCGACAUAUGCGGGAAGGAGGCGGCGUCUUUCUGCGAGAUGUGUCCCAGUUCCUACUGCUCCAAGCAUCGCGAAGGGCUGCUCUUCAUCUCCAAACUGGACGGGAAACUGUGCUGCAGUGAGCAUGACCCCUGUGGUCCGGAGCCGCUGGAGCCGGGGGAGAUCCGGGAGUAUCAGCCUGAACCGGGCGCCCUCACCUUGGGGCUGGGCAUGGCCGUCAUUCCCUCCAAUCCCGCCAACAACGCCAGCCGCCUCAGCCGGACUGACAGCACCGGUGGCAGAGACGUGAAGGAGGCCAGUGAGAGUCCGGAGGCGUUUUCUUCCUUUUCCAUCCCGGUGCCCAUCACCAUCCCCGUCGUAGGUGCCGGCACCUCGCCGUCUAACAGCAGCUCCGACGCUCCCAGCAGCCCGCAUGUGCUGGACCUCCCACACUACUCUCCCAUCUCCUCCUACGAAGAGGAGAGGGACGUCCUGGAGGAAGACGAGGAGGAGCUGCUGGCAGAGGAAGAGGAGGAGGAAGAUGGGCUAGUGGAUGAAGGGGAACUAAGCAGGGACUCUCAGGUGGAAGAUGACGAGGACGUAGGGCUGGAAUACCUGGAGCUCAAAGACGAAGAGGAAGAUGACGAGGACGACUGAUGUGCACAGAGAUAUUUAUAUUCAUGACUCCGAGUCACUACAGCACUUGAAGCUUGAUGAUCCAUUGGAUUAUUUAGAGGAUUUUAGGGCGAAGUAAAAUCAGAAAAGUAUAAAUGAAUUGACAACCUAUAAAUAAUAAAGUUAAAAACAGAAACACUAUAUAGAUUUAUAGGUAAAGUAUCGUAUAUCCAUCAUCCUCACAGUUAUGAAGUUCUGUCCUAUUGAUCCCCCUCUUACCUCAUUAUAUCACACUUGCACCUUCAUACCAGAGAUUUUGAAAAGAUGAUCUGUGAGGACUCCAGAAUCUCUAAAACAUCUUUAAUCAAAGUGUUUUUGAUCUAUUUUUUAUUUUUAUCCAGAUCACCUGCUGCUUUUUAGUCCUUGUUUAAGGAUUAUUUUAGGUUUCAUACACGCCAGAGAGACGAGACAGUCGACCUCUUCAUUUUUUAGCUUGUACAGCCUAAAUUCACAGCUGCUCCCUGUUCCGAAUCAAGAAGUCUCCAUUAAUUAACACUUGGACUGUUUGCAUUCUUUUUUUGUAGAGGAAAAACUUUAUCUCCUCAACAUGGCUUCACAUCUCUGCUGGACCAAACGUCAUCGUUGUGGACUUCUUGGGAAAUAACUGCUGCCAAAACCUCCAAAAAAAAGGAGAUCAUGUCAAGAGUUUUAAACACUGGAGUUUCUACAACCAUCAAAUCUCCUUUCUUUUCCACUCCGUAGCCCGUUGGUGCUUCAUGACGGAGUGAGAUUACACCAGAUGGUCGGCUGCCAGCCAGAUAGCGCUGGCUUUGUCUUGUUGGUUUAAAAAUAAUAAUGCAUCAAGUUGAUAUAAUUCCGUUUUUAAUAGGUUUAUAUUGUGUCAGACUGCAUUUGACCAUUUCAUGCCAAAAGUACAUAACCGAGAACUUGAAUUCAAUAACGUUAGUCAUGAAAUUUUAUUUUAAAUCACAAAGUAUUUAACACUUGAACUUUUAAACAUUUUGUUACCCGACAACCACAAACCUCUGUGUAUUUUAUUUGGAUUUUAUGUUAUAAACCAACACAACAAAAGGCAUAUUUAUGGCGGUGAAGAGCGAGAACGAAUGGUUUUCAAAACGCUGUAGCUUUUGUUUGUAUUUGGACAGUACUAAAAAGCAUCCCCUCAGCAUGAUGCUGCCACCACCAUAU
This is a messenger RNA of Cyprinodon variegatus (sheepshead minnow), 9022 nucleotides long. RefSeq names its product nuclear receptor binding SET domain protein 1 (gene nsd1b). The coding region runs from base 398 to 7855 and encodes 2485 amino acids. Gene Ontology annotation, cellular component: chromatin; nucleus. Gene Ontology annotation, molecular function: protein binding; histone H3K36 methyltransferase activity. The record is from RefSeq and is a predicted model, not a curated record. Gene Ontology annotation, biological process: regulation of DNA-templated transcription. The transcript is spliced from 24 exons. NCBI's taxonomy places the organism in Eukaryota, Metazoa, Chordata, Actinopteri, Cyprinodontiformes, Cyprinodontidae.